AUGGUGAAAAAAUGUCCGGGACCUAAAGCAUAUCCAUUGAUAGGAAACCUUAAUAUGUUUUUUGGUGAUGCAAAAGAUAUAACUUAUAAAAUAAUAAAAUCAUCUGAAAACUAUUCUUCGCCGUGGCGACUUUGGCUAGGCCCAAAAUUGGUCCUAUUCUUUGAUGAUCCUGAAUAUAUGAAGAUUAUAUCAGACAGUUCUUAUGGUUGGGAAAAAAGCGAGUUGUAUGACUUUAUGAAACCUUAUAUUGGUAAUGGGUUGUUUACUGCUCCAGUGUCAGUAUGGAAAAUUCAUCGAAGAAUCUUGAAUCCAGUAUUUAAAGAACAAAUGUUUUUAACUUUUAUGGAUUCAAUAGUAAAAAAUUCAAAUAGACUGACUAACAUUUUAGAAGCUACUAAUGGAAAAAACGUAAAUUUCUUGCAUUACGUAAAUAUAUGUACAAUGGACAUAAUAUAUGGUAGCAUACUGGAAAGUGAUUUAGAUUUGCAGAACAAUUCGGAGUGUAAAUUUCACGAAUAUAUGAUUGAAGCGGUAGACUUAGUUAUGGAAAGGAUCUUCAAAAUAUGGUUACAUCCUGAUUUUACAUUUAACAAUUCAUCUCUGGGAAAGAGAUUAAAGGCGUUUCUAUCAAUUCUUAAUAAAAUUACAAGCGAGGAAACAAUAGAAGAAGGUAAAGUUCUUCAAGAAUCAAAAGGACUAGAUGAAAGUAAAAAAAAAAGUUCAUUUCUCGACUUGCUAUUUAUAUCACUGUACGAAAACGGAGAAAUUUCCGAGCAAGAUAUUCGAGAUGAGAUCAAUACAAUAGUUUUAACAGGAAGCGAGACUUCUGCUGUUACACUGACCUUUUUAUUUUUAAUGCUGGCCACGUUUCCGGACAUUCAAAAACAAGUAUACGAAGAGUUGUACGAUAUGUACGGCCCAAGCGAUCCAGACGAUGUUCCUAUUACAUUGGAAGAUAUUAAGAAAAUGAAAUAUUUGGAAAGAGUAAUCAAGGAAACCUUACGUUUAUUCCCUCCUGCCCCAUUUAUUGGUCGAACAUCAUGUAGCGAUACAAAAGUGAACGAGAAUCUUGUCAUACCGAAAAAUUGCUCUGUAGUUUUUGGAAUAUUUUCACUUCACCGAAAAGAUAAAUAUUGGACUGAUCCCUUAAGAUUUAACCCAGAUCGAUUCUUGCCCGGAAAUUAUAAUCCGAAAUGUUUCUUACCAUUCAGCACUGGGAAAAGAAAUUGCAUAGGACAAAAAUUUGCAAUGAUCAAAAUGAUGGCAAUCGCUGCUAAUUUAUUGAGAAAAUUUACUGUUCGAAUAGAUGAUCCAGUAUCGGUUGAAAAUGUUAAACUAAAAUUUAGCGUAACUUUGAAACCAGCGGAACCUGCUUUUUUGAGAUUUAAGAAGCGAUAAUAUUUAUCUUUUUUGUCAAUACUAUGUUCCUAAUAAAGUAAUUGUAAUGUCGGAAUGUAAGAGUAAAAAUAAAAAAGUAA
Molecule: messenger RNA, 1478 nt
Organism: Polistes canadensis
Lineage: Eukaryota; Metazoa; Arthropoda; Insecta; Hymenoptera; Vespidae
Product: cytochrome P450 4C1-like
Exons: 12
Coding region: 1-1398 (465 amino acids)
Molecular function (GO): heme binding; monooxygenase activity; iron ion binding
Source: RefSeq, a predicted model, not a curated record